UUUUUUUUUUUUUUUUCUUUUCUUUUCUUCCUUUGCUGAAAACAAAACGAAUCAGAAGUUGACAAAAGGAGAUAGGAAAAAGAAAAUAAAAUCAGUAUGGAGUUUCAGAUAUAUUUUGUUAUCUUGUUAGGGAAUCUGGCCAAAAAGAUAAAAAUCAUAGCUUUGAAAUUUCCGUUCUUCUCUGGUUUUGUCAUAUACGUUGUAGGUUUAUGAUAGUUUCUUGGAUUGUUCAGGUUUUUGUUGGGAAAGACUUAUGAUUCCUUAAUUGUCCAGUUUUUGUUUUGUAUUUUUGGUUGGGUUUCUAUGAAGGUAAAUUUUUGAUUUUUGAUCAGAUUGAAGAGGGUCUUCUUUGAAUUCUUUUUGGGUCAAGGAGAAUCCGACUGGAGUUAACAGUUCCCUGAAAGAAAUUCGGACCUAGUAAAAAAAAAAAAAAUUUCUUCUAGGUCCUAUAUUGUGAAAUUCCCCAUUUGGAGCCUUCAAUGGAGCAAUUCCGGCAAAUAGGGGAGGUUUUGGGAAGUUUGAAGGCUCUGAUGGUAUUGCAAGAUGAUAUUCAGAUCAAUCGAAGACAGUGCUGUUUGCUGCUAAAUAUCUACACUUUAGCAUUCAAAACAAUUGCAGAGGAGAUGAAGCAGAAUUUGAAGCUAGAAGAAAAGAACACCAAAUGGAAACCUCUUGAAGGGAGUCUUAAAGAGCUCCAUAGGGUGUUUAAGGAAGGAGAACUCUACGUUAGGCGUUGUUUGGAUAGCAAAGAUUGGUGGGCCAAAGUUGUUAGCCUCCAUCAAAAUAAUGACUCGAUUGAGUUUCACAUUCAUAACUUGCUUACUUACUUUCCUGUUGUUAUAGAGGCAAUUGAGACUGCAGGAGAAAUCUCAGGACUUGAUCAGGGGGAAAUGCAAAAGAAAAGGGUAAUACUUUCGAAAAAGUAUGACCGAAGUUGGAAUGAUUCAGAACUUUUCCAAUUGAGAUUUGGAAAGCAGUAUCUGGUGUCAAGAGAGAUUUGUAGCCAAUUAGAAAAUGCUAUGAAAGAAGACAGAUGGUUACUUGUUGAAGCAAUUAAGGAAAAGCUUAAGUCAGGAUUGCUUACAAAAAACAAGCAACGACUUGGAGAUAUACUGCAGAAAAAGUUGAAUGGGCAGCAACUAAUUAAUGGGAAACUUCCAUCAAGUUCAAUUUUGUUAGGAGCAGAAGAUUAUCAAGUGAGGCGGCGAAUAGGAGGAGGAAGUAAGUAUAAGGAAAUACAAUGGCUAGGAGAAAGUUUUGUCUUGCGACAUUUCUUUGAGGAUUUUGAGCCAUUGAGUACUGAGAUUUCUACUUUAUUAUCACUUUCUCAUCCAAAUAUAUUGCAGUACCUUUGUGGAUUCUAUGAUGAGGAAAAGAAAGAAUGUUUCCUUGUAAUGGAGUUAAUGAGCAAAGAUCUUUAUGCAUAUAUGAAGGAGAACAGUAGUUCAAGGAGGCAAGUUUUGUUCCAUCUUCCUAUUGUUGUUGACAUUAUGCUUCAAGUAGCAAGAGGUAUGGAAUUUCUUCAUGCAAGAAAAAUCUAUGUUGGUGAUUUGAAUCCUACUAAUAUCUUUCUCAAACCAAGAAAAUCAACAGAAGGUUAUUUUCAUGUCAAAAUCUCGGGUUUCGGUCUAAAUUCUGUUGAAAAUCAUUCUUCUCAACACACACCACUGAAUCAAAAUGCGUUAGACCCUUGUAUUUGGUAUGCGCCGGAGGUUCUAGCAGAGAAAGAAAAAAUAGGAAGUUCUUGUAUUCGCAAGUAUUCAGAAAAAGCAGACGUUUACAGCUUUGGAAUGCUAUGUUUUGAGCUUUUGACAGGUAAACUUGCUUUCGAGGAUGGGCAUCUUCAAGGAGAACAGAUGACCAAAAACAUAAGAGCAGGAGAAAGGCCAUUAUUCCCAUCACUUUCACCAAAAUAUCUUGUCAACUUAACAAAAAAAUGCUGGCACAAUGAACCUAGUUGUCGCCCGAGUUUCUCAUCUAUAUGCAGGGUUUUGAGAUACGUCAAGAAGUUCCUGGCAAUGAAUCCGAGCAACGGGCAGCCUGUUAUGCAGUCACCACCUCUGGAUUAUUAUGAAUUGGAGGCAGGGUUUUUAAAGAAACAUGCAACAGGAGAGAUGAAAUGUGGGGUGACACAAAUUCCGUUUCAAAUGUUUGUUUACACAGUUUCUGAGAAGGAAAAAACUUCUUUAGGAAUUAGAUUUAAGCAUACAGAAACAGCAAGUGAAGGUGAUGAGAAUAUCUCUGUAGUAGAGGAUCCAGUCGAUACAAGAUCAGUUGGCCCUGAUGUGAAGACAGUUUAUUUUGAUGUAAAAUCAACCUGCACUGACGAUACGGAAAGCAAAACGCCAUGUGAUUUGAGGUCAGUACGUUCGGAGCCUCUAGAGAAGAAAAUUAUGUUGAGAAAGAAAACUAAUAAUGUUAAGCUCAGAAAAACUUCAGCAGGUAAGGCAAAGGCACCAACAGCGGUAAAAGCAUCGCCACAGAAUUCACCAAGCCAUAAUUGGAGGGUUAUGGCAAGCCCUCUGAGUCCAAAGAAGCAAGCUUUGGGUCGAGAGAAAUCGUAGUUUUUCUUAGUCACUUUACUGUAUUGAAUGUUCUCCAUUGAAUCGUUGCAAGGUAGAAUAAAUUUUGUUUCUCCUCAGAAGUUUCGGCAGGACCACAGCUUUUUCCAUUUCUUAUAGCUGAAUUUUGUUUAUGGCUUUUGUUCAGUCGUCUGUUAUACUUUUCAUGUAAUAGACGGUGUUGAUUUGUUAUUCAUUCUUUCGAGCAUUUUAAACAGUAGACCUCCUUGUUCUUUUUA
Molecule: messenger RNA, 2800 nt
Organism: Jatropha curcas
Lineage: Eukaryota; Viridiplantae; Streptophyta; Magnoliopsida; Malpighiales; Euphorbiaceae
Biological process (GO): protein phosphorylation; signal transduction
Cellular component (GO): cytoplasm
Molecular function (GO): ATP binding; protein serine/threonine kinase activity
Source: RefSeq, a predicted model, not a curated record